Molecule: messenger RNA, 1697 nt
Organism: Mollisia scopiformis
Lineage: Eukaryota; Fungi; Ascomycota; Leotiomycetes; Helotiales; Mollisiaceae
Exons: 2
Coding region: 361-1527 (388 amino acids)
Source: RefSeq, a predicted model, not a curated record
AGUACCAUUAUCCACUGAGACGUUUUGAUGCGUGAGGCGAAGUUCCGAGCAAGUGUUUUGAGAAUUACAAGCCUUAGCCAAGAAUGGACUUGCGUACACAUCCGAUGGUGAUAUAAGCUGGGAAGGCCAAAGUCCUGGACGCGGUCUUGUAAUCUAGCUCAUAUCUUACCAGAGGUAUACUUGUUGUAAUGAGCUUUUACGGAUACCCUUUCAUCUGAUCUUAUGCUUCGGGGCUACAGAUGGACUCUAGCGAGAUGCCGUGCCAAAGUGCGCUAGUACGAGGUAUGGACUAGCGCAGCCUCGACCCUACCUACAUUCGUUGUUUGCUUCUUCCAAACAGUGCCUCCACGAAGAGCAAACAUGGCAGCCGACACGUUCACGUUCGAUCCAGAAGGCGAUCUCUUCCUACGACUUCAUUAUUCCGACGAAGCCGGUGUUGUCAAAGUUGAAGGCUGUACAGCUUCAUCUCGAGACGCGUCCUCGGAAGAAGAUGUUGUAUUGAUACCUGUCAGCAACGACAUGGACGUAUCACCUCCAGAAGAUGCCAGCAAGACAGUACACAUGCUUGUUUCCUCGAAGCACCUUAUUCUAGCUUCUUCGGUUUUCAAGGCCAUGUUUCGACCAGGAUUUCGAGAGAGUCUACCCCGCGUGUCCGAAGGUCAAAUGGAGCUAGAUCUUCCAGACGACGACCCUGCAGCCUUCGAAAUCCUACUCAACAUCAUUCACGGCCAUGUCCGCAAGGUUCCAGACAAAAUCACUCUCGAGAUGCUCAUAAAGCUCUCUGUUCUUGUGGACAAAUACCAGGUCUUGGAAGUCACUGAGCUUCAUGUUCGAUCGUGGAUGCCGAAGCUUAGGUUGUCACUACCCACCGAGUUCUCGCCAAGCGUCAUAUGUUUGAUGAGUAUUUCUUGGGUAUUCAAAAUGAAGGAGAACUUCAAGGAGUUGACGAGCAUUGCGGAAAGGGGCAGCAGCUUUGAUUUAGGAGAAGACGACCAAACAUCACUUCUCAUUCCAAGAUUUAUUACAGAUCGCAUUGAAGCAACGCGCCAGAAUGGAAUAUCCAUUCUUAUUAGUGAUAUCAACAACAUGAUCACCGCAUACAACACUGGUUCGUUUUCAUGCACUACAGUAUUCUCGAAUAAUGAAGUUAUGGAUGGCAACUUGGCGUGCGAUGGCAUGGUACUAGGCAGUCUCAUGAAAAGUCUUGCGAGCUAUGGUCUUUGGCCUCUACCAACAGCUCCUUACGUCGGGAUAAGCAUGGAGAGCUUGGCAAACCAAAUCAGGAGUCUCAAGAUCCUAGCUCUAUGCGAUCAAGAUAGGUUCCAGGCUUGUACGUGGCGCACUGAUCACCGUCCUGGUCAUGGCUGGAAAACGUGGUUGAGCGACAAAGCCGACUCUGCCCUGUUUACUGCAGACGGUCAAGAUCUCUCAGACAUGACGGCGCAGAGCAAUCUCAACAGAUUCGGCCCUACGGAAAAAUUAGUUCCUGGCAGAAGCUCGACGACAGAGGAUACAUUGGAUCCGUAAGGCCAGCAUUCGAAAGAAAUUUUCUUGGCUUUUCUCUGCACAUGGGUUAUGAAGCAUCCUUUCAUACGUUAUGGUCUUCAUUUGCGACCUUCGGCUUGACUAGAUGGACGGUAGCAUUGCGAAACAACGUCCCUCAAUCCAAGAACCAUACACUUCAAUAUUUUCGUCUC